This is a messenger RNA of Lutzomyia longipalpis, 1603 nucleotides long. RefSeq names its product oxygen-dependent coproporphyrinogen-III oxidase (gene Coprox). Gene Ontology annotation, molecular function: coproporphyrinogen oxidase activity. The transcript is spliced from 2 exons. NCBI's taxonomy places the organism in Eukaryota, Metazoa, Arthropoda, Insecta, Diptera, Psychodidae. Gene Ontology annotation, cellular component: cytoplasm; mitochondrial intermembrane space. Bases 126 to 1298 code for a protein of 390 amino acids. The record is from RefSeq and is a predicted model, not a curated record.
UUCUUUUGUGUUUCACUUCCCAUAAAUGAAACAUUUUGUACUUUCUUCUUCUUCUUCGUUUUCAUUAGUUGCUGAGAAAGGAAAGAAAACAAUUUUUAAAGAGAAAACUAUCCUGAAAAAUACCAAUGUUCAGGACAAUUCGUGCAAGUUUCCGGGCAUUUAGCACAAUAGGAGUCGUGCAGAGUCGAAAAAGGAACGCAUGGAGAUACCCCGCGGGUUUUUUCCUCUUGGGCACCGGUGCCGCAGUCUGGUGGACAUCAAAGAGUGUUCAUGCAGAUCGGCGAAAGCAGAAAAUUAAUCCCAGUCACUUUAUGGCCUUGCCAAUUACGAAUGUAGAUAAAUUGGAGAAUAAUCCGGAUGAUAUGAGAACCCGGAUGGAAUUGAUGAUUAUGCGGGUACAGGCUGACUUCUGUCGUGCCCUGGAGGCAGAAGAGUUUGCCGGGAAGCGCUUUACGGUGGAUAGAUGGGAGAGGAAUGAAGGUGGUGGGGGGAUAACGUGUGUCCUGCAGGAUGGAGAAGUUUUCGAGAAGGCAGGAGUUAAUAUUUCCGUUGUGUCGGGAAAUCUUCCUCCAGGAGCUGUCCAGCAGAUGCGUUCUCGAGGGAAGAAACUAUCCGACGGGCCAUUGCCCUUCUUUGCUGCCGGAGUGAGUGCUGUCAUUCAUCCGAGGAAUCCUCUUGUGCCCACAAUUCACUUCAACUAUCGCUACUUUGAAGUUGAGGACUCUACGGGGGAGAAACAGUGGUGGUUCGGUGGUGGGACUGACUUAACGCCCUACUACCUCAAUGAGGAGGAUUCUGUGCACUUCCACAAGACCCUCAAGGGAGCCUGUGAUGAGCACGACGCCACGUACUAUCCACGCUUCAAGAAGUGGUGCGAUGAGUACUUUCACAUUCCCCACCGGAAGGAAUGUCGCGGAAUUGGAGGGAUUUUCUUUGAUGAUCUCGAUGAACCUUCCCAGGAUGAUGCCUUUGCCUUUGUUUCCUCAUGCGCCAACUCCGUUAUUCCCAGCUACCUGCCAUUGGUGAGGAAGCACAAGAAUGACGCCUACGGUGAUCCCCAGCGCACCUGGCAACUCCUCCGACGCGGAAGGUACGUCGAAUUUAACCUCAUCUACGAUCGUGGCACAAAGUUCGGUCUCCACACGCCUGGAGCACGUUUCGAGAGCAUCCUCAUGUCCCUACCACUCACAGCACGGUGGGAGUACAUGCACGAACCGAAAGCCAAUUCGCGCGAAGGGCAACUCAUGGAAGUGCUGAAGAAUCCACGAGACUGGUUGAAGCUGGAGCAGAAACCCUGAUCGCAGCUGGCACUCUCCAUGUCCAGCUCAAUGACCAAUUGAGUGGAAUUUGAGAGAGAAAUUUGUGCCCAGAAAAUCCUCCGAUUUACCUUGAAAAUGCUCUGGGAUUUACCGGAAAUGUAAGAUAAAAUGUGCAAAAUCAUCUCUGCUGGACGGGAGAUGCAAAAGAAAAUGUUGGAAAUUUUUUUAUAAAUUCUAUUUUCUCUCUAAAAUCAUCCUGUUGUGCCUCUGGUGUCCUAUUGUACAUAAUAUUCCUAUUAAAUUCCUAUAAAUUCAUUCAAAUAAAAUGUUGAAGAAAAUUAGAA